This is a messenger RNA of Triticum urartu, 382 nucleotides long. Lineage: Eukaryota; Viridiplantae; Streptophyta; Magnoliopsida; Poales; Poaceae. The record is from RefSeq and is a predicted model, not a curated record.
GAACGGCACUGACUGAGGAAGGCACCUCCUCCUCCGGCCCCCAACCUCGCCUCUCUCCAUCUGCUCCGGUCCUCUCCUCCCCUUGGCCCCUCUCGCCCCCAGAUCUCCAACCCGAGAAUCUGCCAGAAGCCGUCGAGGCCCUACGCCCGCAGCCAUGUCAGCGAACAGCACGCCGGUGGACGCCUCGGGCGAGCCGAUCCCAACGUCGUCGGUGCUGAUGGCGGCGUCCAAGCACAUCGCGGUGCGGUGCCGGCCGGAGAACGUGGCCUUCCUCAACUGCAAGAAGAAGGACCCCAACCCCGAGAAGUGUCUCGAGAAGGGCCGCCAGGUCACGCGCUGCGUCUUCAACCUGUGAGUCGCUCGCCAUACCCUCCUCGCCAUC